AUGCAUCUUCUCCCAUCUCUCACUCUCCUCGCCACAGCCUUCACAGCCCUUAGCUCCGCCGCCGCACUCCCUCAGUCCGAAUCCGACCUCGUCGAAUCCCGCACCUACGGUGGCAACGACAAGUGCCUCUGCGAGGAAGAUGCCAACACCCUCCGGGAUGCCUACGUGCGCAUGAUCAGCGCCUGGAACCCGGUCGAUGCCAAGUACCUCACGGACGACUUCAAGGACACGAGCGCCAGCAUCAACAUCUUAAUUGGGAAGCCAUUGGAUGGGUCGGUGCCUACGUUUGCGAAUAAGCAGGAGUUUGUGGCUCAUAUGACUGUUGCGCCCGACAACCUCCCCCUCCGCGUGACCUUCUCAACCUUCAACUGCAACUACAUCACAGUAAUCUGGACCGCCACCUUCGGCGUCGCCCAGAAGGCCGUGCGUGGCAUCGCCGUUGCCGGCGCCGUCUACGACAAGAAGAAGAAGAUGUGGCUGAUCAAGAGCGUCGACGUCGAGUGGAACUCGAUGGCCUAUCUUUUGGAUAUUGGGGGCAGCUAUACUUUGCCUGCGGGACUGCCUCCUGCUUAG
This is a messenger RNA of Sordaria macrospora k-hell, 573 nucleotides long. RefSeq lists its product as uncharacterized. The record is from RefSeq and is a predicted model, not a curated record. Lineage: Eukaryota; Fungi; Ascomycota; Sordariomycetes; Sordariales; Sordariaceae.